Molecule: messenger RNA, 1328 nt
Organism: Cucurbita moschata (crookneck pumpkin)
Lineage: Eukaryota; Viridiplantae; Streptophyta; Magnoliopsida; Cucurbitales; Cucurbitaceae
Product: mitogen-activated protein kinase kinase kinase 17-like
Exons: 1
Coding region: 249-1250 (333 amino acids)
Biological process (GO): protein phosphorylation
Molecular function (GO): ATP binding; protein kinase activity
Source: RefSeq, a predicted model, not a curated record
UAGAAUCUCUUUUUAUACCAUAUUUCAAACACACGUGCGAAGUAAAACCAGUCUAUUCAGCCAAUCAAAACUCGUCCACGCACGUGCCAAACCUAAACCCUUCUGGAAACCCGACACGUUUACUUUUCAAACCAAAUUGUCAACUCUCAAUAGAUUCAUAGAUCCAACUGUCCAUUACCAACUUCCCCUUCUCAACUCCUACUAUUUAAACCUCCUUCGCUGUUCUCUUCCUUUCAACAAAAGUUUCAAUGGCCUGGACCCGACUAGCUGCCGUCGGCCACGGCUCCUUCGCCACCGUCUACCUCGCUGCUUCCUCAUCUUCCGGCGACCUCUUCGCUGUCAAGUCCGCCGAGCUUCUCAAUUCGGACUUUCUUGAAACAGAGCAGAGGAUUCUUUCUUCGCUGUCCCACCCUUCAAUUGUGGGCUACAAGGGAUUCGACGUAACGACAGAAAAUGGGAAGCUUAUGUAUAAUCUCUUCAUGGAGUACGCCGCUGGUGGCUCUCUCGCCGACGAAAUCGUUCGGCGUGGCGGCCGGAUUAAGGAGGUGACAGCGGCGUUUUACACGCGUCAAAUUGUCAGAGGAUUGGAGUACUUGCACAAGCGGGGUUUGGUGCAUUGUGAUGUCAAAGCUAGGAACAUUUUAAUUGGUGCAGAUGGUUUGAAGAUCGCUGAUUUCGGAUGCUCCAAAUGGGUUCGUGAGUCGCCGGCAGCGGUCUGCGGAACGCCGAUGUUUAUGGCACCAGAGGUGGCGCGUGGGGAAACACAGGGGAUUUCCUCUGACAUAUGGGCACUCGGGUGUACUUUAAUCGAAAUGGUGUCCGGCGCCCCGCCGUGGCCUACCGCCGGAGACCCAGUUUCGACGCUGUACCGGAUCGCAUAUUCCGGCGACUCACCGGAAAUUCCGAGCUUUUUAUCGGAGAAAGCGAAGGAUUUUUUAGGGAAAUGCUUGAGAAGAAACCCGACAGAACGGUGGAGUGCGAAUCGACUUCUUAAACAUCCAUUUUUGGGGGAACUGAGUUUUGGGUUCGAGAUAAUCAGGGAAUUACAUUCAGAUUUCGAAUCUCCGACGAGUAUUUUGGAUCAAGGCCCUUGGAACUCGUUAGAAGAAGGGUCGCAAACUCUGUUGAAAACAGAGACAUGGGAGGACGACAGAAUCAAACGGCUGUCGAUGUUUUCAGGGGAAAUCAAAUGGGAAAUGAGAGAUGAUAAUUGGAUCACAAUCCGAAGCUGUGUUAAUGAUGAUAAUUGAAUCCAUUUUUGUAAUUAGUGAAAUUAGUAGCAAGAGUUGAGAGAACAAAGUUGUUAGUUAGUUCAUCUAAUCUCAAAA